Sceloporus undulatus (fence lizard) is the source of this 3270-nucleotide messenger RNA. It is a transcript of the gene POLDIP3, whose product is annotated as DNA polymerase delta interacting protein 3. Bases 65 to 1324 code for a protein of 419 amino acids. Gene Ontology annotation, biological process: mRNA export from nucleus. The transcript is spliced from 9 exons. NCBI's taxonomy places the organism in Eukaryota, Metazoa, Chordata, Lepidosauria, Squamata, Phrynosomatidae. The record is from RefSeq and is a predicted model, not a curated record. Gene Ontology annotation, cellular component: nucleus. Gene Ontology annotation, molecular function: mRNA binding.
AGUUCUGCGUCACGUCCGGUCUCAGUUCGCAGCCAGCGACUGGUCUCGGGGCCUAGCGACAAACAUGGCGGACUUAUCGCUGGACGAGCUGAUCCGGAAACGCGGCGUUAACGUCAACGCCAAAGGAAGACUGAACACCAGACCCAUUUUUGGAGGUAUCAGAUCCCGAAGUGGAGUCCACCAAACUUUUCUAAGCAGACCGGCACCAAGUGUUGGUUUCCAACGGACUUUUGAUGCCCGUCAAAAGAUUGGCCUUACUGAUGCCCGACACAAAAUUGGUGUGAAAGAUGCCAGAGAAAAAUUGCUUCAGAAGGAUGCAAGGUUUAAAAUCCAAGGGAAAGUACAGGAUGCACGGGAGAUGCUGAAUUCUCGAAAGCAACAAAGCAUUGAGAAGGUGGCAAAAGUUGUGGAUGCCAGAGAGAAGAUUAGUUUGAAAAGGAGUGCUCCAACUACAUCCACUGUGAACACUGUUGUGGAAACAGUGGCCCCUGCCAUGAAAAUCACAAAAACAAUUCAACAGAAAGCUGCAGCUCCAUCACAUAUUCACCCUGCGGGUAUGAAGGUCAAUAUCGUGAAUAAUCACACACACAAACAGUGCCUAUAUGACAUGGAAGAUGAUGAAGAAACUGUGUCUCCCCUUCCUAGCAAACAAAUGAAAAUUACCACCACAAACAGCUUUCUGCACAGUGCGGCUGGACUUAGUGGCAACAAGUUUUCUCUAUCAAAGACUGUUCCCCUCACAAAAGUAGUCCAGAAUGAUGCCUAUACAGCACCCCCAGCUCCACCUUCCCCCAUCCGAACAAAGGCCCUAACAAAUAUGUCUCGAACCUUGGUGACAAAAGAAGAACCCCCUAAAGAACUGGCACCUGUUGAGCCUGCCUUCAGCCCAUUAGAAGGUACUAAGAUGACUGUGAAUAAUUUGCAUCCUCGUGUCACAGAGGAGGACAUAGUUGAAUUAUUCUGUGUAUGUGGUGCCCUGAAACGAGCCCGUCUAGUGCACCCUGGAAUGGCUGAGGUGGUGUUUGUGAAAAAGGAAGAUGCCAUCACUGCAUAUAAGAAGUAUAAUAACAGAUGCCUAGAUGGGCAGCCAAUGAAGUGUAAUCUUCAUAUGAAUGGAAAUAUUAUCACAUCAGACCAACCUAUUUUACUCCGAUUGAGUGACACUCCCUCAGUGAAAAAGGAAGGUGAGCCACGUCGGACGAGUGCAGCAGCCUCCUCAAAUCCGCCGGCUGAAGUGGAUCCAGAUACCAUCUUGAAGGCUCUCUUCAAAUCCUCGGGGACAUCGGCUUCAGUGCAGCCUACAGAGUUCAAAAUCAAACUUUGAGGAGUGGCAGGCAAGGAGUGGACUGGAAAAUUUGUUGAGUGUGGAAAAUGCGGAGAUCAGUGCUGGAACACAAGUGUUGUGUUUCACCGUGCCGAAACAUUUGUUUUUCUACUAUUGCUACCUUCUUGUACAGUAGCGUUCUCCUUAAUGUGUGUGUUCUGUUUUCAUAGUUGAAGUUUCUGUUCACUUAUUUCUAAUGAAGUAUCUUCCCUUCCUCCAGUGCGAUAUAUCACCAAGCUUAGACCAUGUAACUCCUUUGUUCCACACCCCAACCCUUCUACAGUAUCCAGCUAGUAAAAGUUUACUUAGCAAAGGGCAUGGUAAAAAACUACUGGAGCUUGCAUCCAUUGAAUAAAAGAUACUUUUUACUGAUCAUAAAUUACAUUUCAUUUUAAUGCAACUGUGUCUGGGGCUGAGGCCAGGUAUAAUACUGUACUUCCAUACAUAUGGUAAUAGUUUUAGUUCUCUUGCGAUUUGAAAAUUAAUAAAGGUGAAACAGAAAAUGCUUCAUUCAUUGAAGCAACUGAUGGAAAAGACUGAAGGCAGUGAGAGUAUGUAUUGGUACAGGAACAUAACAUGUUCUUCAUCUUCCAUUGUCAUAGUAAUACUUUAUUAGUGCCCUGAGGAAGAAAUCAGCCCUGGCAUUGAUGUGAAUUUCAGUCCAAUUUGUCUCACAGAUUCACUUGUUCUGUGAGAUAGCAUGGGCUUGGUUCAAACAGCACAAAAAUGCUUCUUUCAUUUCUAGCAUCUAUUAUUAUGUUCUGCCUAGCCUCUUAUUGAAAAUAGUAUUUUAGGAAAGAAAAUACAGCACUUCUAGUUCAAUUUUACAGAAAAGGAGGCAACCACUCCUCUUGCAUGGUGUUUUACAGGCCCUGUAGGGAUUAGAGUUCCUCAUUUUGCUGGCCCUGAUGGCAUUGAAGUCACACAUAUGUUUUGCUAAACCUGGAUUGUUAGGAAACAUAAAGGUACCAGAACAAAAUAAAGAGAGAGAGGGGCAGAAGAAUUAGUCAAGUAGGGCUUUUCCCAACUGUCAUACUAUACUACCAACUCUCAUCCCUCAGCAAAAGUUACUCUUUCUAGCUGGAAGUUGGUUGAGUCACAUGCAAUAGCAGAAAACAAUCCUCAUCUUCUGCUCUCAAAAGGUUAUCAUUUGUAAUAACAGCAUAUUUCAGUAGUCCACUUUGUUUGUACAAGACUGAAGCUAUUUUGCAGCACUGUUCUGUUCUUUAUUUAUCUUCUCUGAAAAAUGGCGUGUGCCGUCAGAGUUGAUACAGUGGCGUACCUAUCUACCAGUUUGCCCUAGAACAGGGAAGGGGGCUGGGAAGGGAAAGAAUUCCCUAUGAGAUGCACCUCUCUAUGUGAGUUUUCUCUGACCUUGCUCCUGAGAGAUAAUUCCCUUUUGCAAGCCCCACAGAUAAUCAUUGAAAAUGGAAAAUGACCAAUCUUUUUCUUUUUGAUAUUUGUAUUAAAUCAAGACACAGAUAGCUACAGACUUUGGCUGAGGGCUUGAAUUUUUAUCCUUCCAAUUAUAGGAUGUAAGCAUUUCUAUUAAUUUGGGCUAAAAUGCUGUCGUGUAAAAAUACCUGCUUAUUUCUGUUGUAGAAUCUGCUGCUAGGUGGAUUCUGCGUUACCUUUGCUCUUCAUUCUACGUUGUCUUAGUUUAAUCUAAGAGCGACACAUGAGGGACAUCAUACUAUAAUCCUUCAGGAAAUGGAAGGAGCUUUAUACCCAAUGAAAUUUGCUGAUCUGGAUUACUAAUUUUGGACUGAUCAUAACUAAACCUGUGCUGGGGAGGUGUGCUUGUAAACUCCAGAUCUUUUGUACCGAACUGCUGUUCCUUGUACCUGUGCUACAUUUACAACUGUGAUUGGCUACAAGGAAAGGGAAGGUUGGGGCUGGAGGACACUAUGUAUUAUGUUUCUGAAUAAACAUUUGUUAUACAGAGA